Caenorhabditis auriculariae is the source of this 2539-nucleotide messenger RNA. Lineage: Eukaryota; Metazoa; Nematoda; Chromadorea; Rhabditida; Rhabditidae. The record is from the annotation of a GenBank genome assembly.
AUGGUACCUUCUCAAUUCUCCCGUGUUCCGAAAAUUUCACUUCUGUGCAAUCCUGGUCAGGCGGUAGCGGUUUUGCGAUUCAACUCGAAGUGAAAGAAAGCCGCCGAAUUAGGAUCUUUUGCGCUCCACGACUAAAAUUUCGAUAAUUCUAAGAUUUUAUCGUUUAAUUUUCAUCACUGAAGUCAAUUUAAUCAGCCGCCGAGCGCAAAUUUUCAGUAGGUGCACGUGCUUCUAAAUUCAAGGUCAUCCUUGAAAAUUAUGCACAGAACGUAAAUAUUCCAAUUUUCGCGGCUAUCCUUUCCAACACUUUUUUUUCAGGGGCCACAAUAUUUCUGCCUACGGAACCCCAUCAACAAACAGUACGGGAUCUUUCGGACGGUGGAGAUCAAAAUUGUGAAAAAAGUGAGGAUUUUUUCUGAGAGAAAUACCAAAAAAAAUUUUUCGUGUAAAAAUAACGGCAAAAUUUUUUUGAUUUGCCUCAAUUUAAACUUUUGAGCUAAAAGAUCUAAUUUUUGUCCAAGUGGAGAUUAUCGUUGUUGAAAUUUGCAGCUGGGCAGUGGGGCUUAUGGCGAGGUGGCGUUGGCGGACGUCACCCAUCCCGCGUUCGAGCAAAGCAAGGCGGCCGUCAAGACGGUAGGUCUUUAGAAAUAAAUUUUUUGUAAAUUGAUAUCGAAUGAGAAAAAAGAAGCUAAACCAGGAGAGUUGAAGUUUUAAAAAAGGGUCAAUUUGUGAACUCAAAAAUGGCUUUUUGCCUUUUUGUAGAGCAUUUUCUUGUGCGUUGAAUUAUUGAACUUCUGACUUUUGAAGGAAAAUUAAUUCAAAAUCAAUUUGAACGUGAUGCACUUUUAGCGAUCAUUAUAGCGGCGUUAGUGCCCUUAAGUGAUUACUAUAGGUCAUUCCGCGCCAGCUUGUCACGAUUUUCCCCUCGGAGCUAGAGAAUCCAUUUCGGCGCUUCGCUUCGAUGCUCUCGGUGUUCCCUCCCUUGCGUGUGCCUUUAAUAAAAACAUUAUUUCUGAUCAAGAUAUUGCUUCAAUUUUCUCUAUCUUUUUUUAUUAAUUUACGAGGUUUUUUUAAUGGAUUGGUUUCCUUUUUUUCGCUCUAACUAUACAUACUCAGAUUCUGUGCUGGGUUUGUAAAAAAAUAAAAGAAAAUCAAAAAGAUUGAAUUAUUACUUUUUAAUUGUUAUUAGUGAAACCGACUGUUCUAGCUUUUCUUGCAUAUAAUUUUUGGGUUAGUUUGAUAUAAAAUUUGAUGUUACAACUGUUUUUGUAGAAUAAGAAAAUUCCAAAGUUCGGAAAUAAUGAGUUUUAUUAAAGGCGCACGCAGGGGGGCACACCGAGAGCAUCGAAGCGAAGCGCCGAAAUGGGUUCUCUAGCUCCGAGGAAAUUUAAAAUCGUGACAAGCUGGCGCGGAAUGACCUAUAGAAAGGCUCAGAUGCGUUUUUCGUUCUGUUAGAUGUCAAAAAUGCAGUUUGCAAUAAAAACUGCUUUGAGGACAAAAAGCGACGCAAUUUUUGGAUUUUAUUUUAGGUGAGAAAGGAUGUCCCCAAGCGGCUCGGAUUAGAAGAUAAGUUUUUGGUGGAGGGAAGAAUUUCGAUUCCAUUGGACCACAAAAAUAUUGUGCGUACACUGGGCUGGUGCUACGACUCGAAGCCUCUCCAGCUUCUUCUAGAAUAUUGUGCCGGUGAGGUUUCCAAACAACAUUUCUUUCAACCUCUAUGAAAAGACUCUCUGAGAAGUUUCAGUUAACUGUGAAAAAAUCUUUGAAGAGAAAGAUUUCGUUCAACUUUCAAAUAUCUCAAUUUUAAUUUUUUCAAUGUAAGAGUCUAGAUUUUUGAUAUUUCAACUAAAUUGACUUCCUAAAAACUCAAUAUUGAUGCGCUCAAUGCCGUUUCAAGCAGUUUCAACAGUCGAAAAGUAAUCAGUUUUCCUUUGAAAGUUAUGACGCGAAACUCAGAGACAAAAUUAGGUCCCACAACGAGACUUUUACGCCCUAAAUUCCUAUUUUUGGAUUCACGCACAUUUCAACCAAGAUUUCGACUCAAUCUUGAAAGUCGCUUGUCGGUCCCGGUUUUUGUUACUCGAAAUUUCAGUUGUGCGUAUUCUGGCAAAUCAUUGCAUAAUUUUUUGACACUUGUCGGCCUAACACUCGAAAUUCUGGAUUUCUUAGUCACCAUGUCUUUGUCGAAAGCGUCGACCCUAGCCCUGACGAAGCUCUGCUUGGAUGCCGCUAUGGGGAUUGGAAUACCACCUUGAGGUCGGAGCCAUGCAUCGCGAUGUUGCCGCGCGCAACUAUUCGUUGGACGAACGCGCAAAGGUUUUUCCAUGGAACGUGCAAGAAUUUGACCAAUGUUUUUAGGUCAAAAUAGCCGACUUUGGAUUCUCGGUCAAGGCCUAUUAUUUGGAGAUGACAACGCCAGAAGGUUGAAAAAGGUUAGAAAAUCGAAUGUUUUGAAAAAUGAUUGCUUUUACAGAGUAGUCCGCGGGAGUGCGAAGGAGGCUGGAAAUGGGGAAAACAUGCAGCCGAACAAUGCAACUGA